Molecule: messenger RNA, 1341 nt
Organism: Nyctereutes procyonoides (raccoon dog)
Lineage: Eukaryota; Metazoa; Chordata; Mammalia; Carnivora; Canidae
Product: ectonucleotide pyrophosphatase/phosphodiesterase family member 7-like
Exons: 5
Coding region: 1-1341 (446 amino acids)
Source: RefSeq, a predicted model, not a curated record
AUGGGGCUUGGGGUCCUCUCAUUGCUGCUGCCCAUCCUGGUGGGCUGGGCCAGCUGCCACCCCAUCCCCGGAAGGAAGAACUUCAACAAGCUCCUGCUGAUAUCCUUCGAUGGCUUCCGCUGGAACUACGACCAGGAUGUGGACACCCCCAACAUGGACCGCCUUGCCCAGGAGGGCGUGAAGGCCAAGUACCUCACACCACCCUUCGUGACAAUGACCUCUCCAUCCCACUUCACCACCAUCUCAGGUCGCUGGAUUGAAGAUCACGGUGUGAUUCACAACAUGAUGUUUAACACAGAGACACGCUGGAAGUACUCCUUCAAGACUACACAAAAGAAGACUGAGUGGUGGGACAAUGGUGUUCUCCCCCUCUGGAUCACAGCCCAGAGACAGGGGAGGAAGACAGCAUCACUCCACUAUCCUGGGGGAGGUGCAAAGUACAAAGGGGAGGCUGUUCAGCGGUCCCUGGUGGAGUCUUAUACUCACCCAGAUAGCAACGAGACAGAGUGGAGGGAGAACAUUGAUAUUGUCAUGAACUGGUUCACCAAGGAAGACUUUGACUUUGUUACUCUGUACUAUGGAGAGCCAGAUAACGUGGGACACAAAUUUGGGCCUGAGACAGAGAACAGACGGGUGAUUAUUCAGCAAAUCGACAGAACUAUUGGGUACCUGGUGGAAGCCAUUGAGAGGCACAGCUUGACCAACCACCUCAAUGUCAUCAUCACAUCAGACCAUGGCAUGACUACUGUAAAAAAGAAACCCAAUGUCACUGAGAUCCUCUUGACUGACUACAUCAAGUUCAACGACUCAGUCAAGUUUGAUAUCGUGGACUAUGGUGGCUUUGGGAUGCUCCUGCCCAAACCAGGGCAAGAGGAAGCUCUUUACCAAGCGCUGAAGAAUGCACACCCUCACCUCAAUGUAUACAAGAAGGAGGAAUUCCCAGAACGCUUCCAUUUUGCCAAACACAAGCGGGUCCUGCCAAUCUUGAUGUAUGCCGACUCUGGUUAUAACAUCAAUGGGCAACUUAUAAUAUAUUUCAACAAAGGAGAUCAUGGCUUUGAUAAUGUCCUCAUGGACAUGAAGACCAUAUUCAGAGCUUUUGGGCCAGAUUUCAAGAAGAAUCACCUAGCUGAGCCUUUUGACAGCAUCCACAUCUACCCACUCAUGUGUAAGCUCCUGGGGGUUACCCCAGAGCCCCACAAUGGCUCCCUGGCAGUCACUCAGGAAAUGCUUGUGGACUCAUAUGACCAGCAGCCAGCUCAGGGCCUACCGUCGUCCGCGCGAGCCCCGGAGCCCCCCACGGGCAGGGACGGCUCCCGGGUUCCCUCACGGGUUCCCUGA